Messenger RNA from Lottia gigantea (owl limpet), 609 nucleotides. RefSeq lists its product as hypothetical. The record is from RefSeq and is a predicted model, not a curated record. The transcript has a single exon. NCBI's taxonomy places the organism in Eukaryota, Metazoa, Mollusca, Gastropoda, Lottiidae. Bases 1 to 609 code for a protein of 202 amino acids.
AUGAAACCAGAAACUUUAGUCAAGAAAAUAAUAGAAGCUAUAAAAACAGCUUCACCAACUACAAUAACUUAUAAUGGUAAAAAAAUCAGCAUAACUAAAAAACUUAUUGAUAAAUAUAAAUAUUGUAAAGUCAGAGACGAUAUAGACUUGGAAAGAAUUGACGCGAACGCAAAAGAAGGUGGAUUUAUAUUUUUCCUACCUUUAAUAUUUAGUGGACUUAUUGCAGCCGAUACAAUAGCUGGUGCUACAGCUGGUGGAGUAAGCGUUGCCAACGAAAAGAAAGCAGCUGCAUUAACUGCAGCCGAAGAACAUAGACAUAAUUUAAAAAUUGAAAAGUUGGCAGUAGAGGUUAAAAAACCUAAAACGGAAAAGAAAGGUUCAGGAGUGGGAGAAAUGAUAGGCACAAUGAAAGAAUUUGGAAAAAGAUUUAGUGAAGAAACCAAGAAAACUGUUAAACAAGGAUUAAAUAAAUUAGUAGAUAGUAUUGACACAGGAGAAAUCAAAGUCAAACAUAAGGGUAAUGGAAUAUUUUUAAAAAACAUACGCACUGGAGAAGGAAUAUAUCUUUCGAAGUAUAAAGGAGAAGGAGUUAUUUUUGGAACAAAUUAA